AUGGAACUUCGCGGAAGCGACCGGAGGGUGACGAGGAGUUUGACACCGGAUGUAAGACUUGUGGUGUGGAAAACCAACUAUGAAUCUAGUUUUGAUCCCAGUUUAUAUGAAUAUAAGAAUGACUCGGGAACCAAAGUUAAAUUAAUCGAAGCUGUUAAAAGUUUAUUAUAUACGAGGUGUACAGAUGUAUGCCCUUGCUCGGAGACGAGCACAAGAUCCCCACAUUUGAUGCAAGUUCUCCCAGGAUUUGCCGAAGACCAUUUGACUGAGGAAACCACCUGUGAAGGCAUCACCAGCACCAUUGGUGUCAACCUAUCUGUUCCCUGGACAGCUCGGUGGACUGAAACCAUAGUGGACCUUGGUCCCUUCGACUAG
This is a messenger RNA of Danaus chrysippus (African queen), 375 nucleotides long. NCBI's taxonomy places the organism in Eukaryota, Metazoa, Arthropoda, Insecta, Lepidoptera, Nymphalidae. The record is from the annotation of a GenBank genome assembly.